CAAUUAACAUAAAUAAUCCUUUCAUGUCUGCCUGCUUGGGAAAAUAAGGUUUUUUUCAACGACUUAGUUUACGUAAGUCGGUGUUGGGAUUGUUUUGGAUAAACAAUAACUAUUCCUUUAUUUAGAAUAAUGAAGUGGAGUUUAAAUUUGAUCUUGUUUUCAUGGUGUAUAUGGUUAAAUAUUAGCAACAAUCAGGUAGAAGGAGAAAUAGACGAAUUAUGUAAAGUAGAUUGUGCAUGCUGUAUAGAUAGAAAAUGUGGACCAGGGCAAUGGACUAAUGCAGAUUGUACUCUAGGUUGUAUUGAUGGUCAUAGAGGUGCUCGGUGCUACUCGCGAUGUACACACAAUUGUACACAAUGCCCUGGUCAUGAAGAUACGUGUACUGAAUGUUAUGAUGGCUAUUACCCCGGCAAUGCUAGUGACUGCACAUCACAAUGUUUAUCCGGAUGUAAAACAUGUACUAAUGGUGCCGCAUGCACAUCGUGCAAGGAGGGAUACAAUAACGACAAUGGUGACAAUGAUUGUCGUAAUCGUUACUGUUCUGAAAAUUGUAAUUGUGAAGAUAAUAAAUGUACAUCAUGUAAGGACGGAUAUUACGAUACCGGUAAUUUAUGUAAUAGUUUAUGUCCAGGUAACUGUGCCACGUGUUUGUCGAAUACUGAUUGUGGAUCGUGUAAGAAUGGGUAUUACAAAGGUAAGCAGUACGACAACAUUAAGCUCCCCUUGUUGAAUGACUGUACAUACAAAUGUCGAGAUAACUGUGAACAAUGUUUGUCCUAUAACAGUUGCUUGCUUUGUAAAACUGGUCUUUAUGGUGCAAACUGCGAGAAAAGUUGUGCAGCUGGUUGUAUGUCAAACACUUGCUAUAUACUGACUGGAAACUGCCAUUGUUCUCCUAAUUUUGCUGGAGAAAGAUGUGACAAAUGCAGAACUGGAAAAUAUGGAAUUAUGUGCGAUCAACAAUGUCCUACUGGGUGUAAAGGUAACGUAUGUGAUAAAGAUUCCGGGGAUUGUACAGAAGGAUGUACUAAAGAAACGAUCGUUGGGGAUAAAUGUGAUGUUUGUUUAACGGGCUGGUAUGGACAGUACUGUACACUGUCUUGUUCUGUUGGCUGUAAAAAUCAGCAAUGCAAGAGAAGUAAUGGUGAAUGCUCAAAUGGAUGUCUUGAUAAUUUUGAAGGAGGACAAUGCAAUCACUGUAUGUCUGGUAAAUUUGGAGAAUCAUGCCACAGUGACUGUCCAAAAAAUUGUGACGAGAAAGGCUGCUUGAAAAGCUCUGGUAAUUGUAUUAAUUGUAAUGACAACUUCGAUGGAGAGAAAUGUGAUAGAUGUCGUCUUGGUUUUAAUGGUUCACUUUGCUCUGAGAGAUGCCCGACUCAUUGUUUGAGCGGUGUAUGUGACAGAGAUACUGGCAAUUGCUCUUAUGGCUGUUUAGACAAUUAUUCUGGUGACAGAUGUUGUAUCAAUAAUAACAACUGUAUCACAUGUUUGUCAGACACUAGGUGUAAACAAUGUAAGUCUGGAUACUUCAAUGACCAAUGUGACCAACAAUGUCCUCAGAACUGUCUAAAGUCCUGUCAUAUCGAAACCGGUCUUUGUGACGGUUGCAAAGUAAACUUUUAUGGUGAUAAAUGCAAUUUUGCAUGCGCCUCUACAUGUAAGAUACAAACAACAACGAGUGGGAGUAUAUGUCAACAAAGUAAUGGAAAGUGUUUACUUGGAUGCGUAGAUGGUUUCCAUAGUUUACGAUGUUCUGAGAAAUGUUCUGUUUAUUGCAACGGUACACUUUGUAAGAAAGAAAACGGCCAAUGUACAAAAGGUUGCCGAAUUAGAGUAAAGAAUGACCACAUUUGCCCUCUUGAUUUAGACUCAAGCUCCUCAGAGCAGUCAGUAAAUACCGCUGCUAUAUCCCUUGGAACAAUUCUUGCUGUAUCAAUAGUUGUUAACAUCAUGCUUGUGGUUACGAAAUAUCGGAAAAGGGUCAAUGAUACUUACAAGACAAAAGGACCUAUUUAUGAAAACUCUGGCAUCGAACUAGAAUGUGGAAAUUCAGCAAAUGCUGGCAGUGUCAACAAGCAUGGAAUUGUACAAGCAUCAAGCAGCGACACUGGGUUUAAGUCACCUGACUAUGAAGAUCUUAGAACAGUUCAAGUAUCCGAGCAUGAAUAUGGACAGAUUCUUGCAGACACUGGAUUUCUUGAUUGACUUAUUACAGUAAGCAUACACGAAGAUAAAUGGUCAUCAACAAUCGUUAUUGUACUGUUAUUGUAUUGAACUUGUAUUAAAAGUAUCACGUCAGUAGAGUAACAACUUGAAUUAUAAACAAUGGACUGCAGUAUCGAACACAAACUCAUUCUUUUUUGUAUAGUGCUGUAUAUCUGUCUGAUAUUUUGGUGUGUUUAAUUCUAUUGUGAUACUAAAUAUCGCACUAUUGAAGGUAGGAGCGCUUACAUUUAACGGAUGUGAAGAUUUAUAUUAAUUAAUAUCUCAUUCAUUUUGGUAAAUCUUAUAGCUUACAUAGUGCAGGUUACGCACAUUUUCUAUAGAGUCGACAUUACUUGUACAUACAAUAGAAGCGGUUUACUCAUGUCAGUUCUCAUACUUAUACUUACUACAUGUAUUCCUUUAUAAGUUUUGACAUACAAAAAAUAAUUGUACAAUGAUUUAUGUAUUUUCUUUAUUGUGGUUAGUUAAAAAUAUAUCAAUUUGAACUGUUACUGUUAUAAUUUUUAUACAACAACGAAAAAAUAGAUAAAUAACUAAUCUUAACCAAUUAAGAUUUCUUUAACUAUACACACAGAAUAUAAUGUAAAAAAUAAGAUGAAAAGAGUAAAGAACGUUCAACAAGACAAAAUUGUAAAUUAACAGUCUUUACAAGUUUUAUUGAACGUGAUCAAUGACGGUUUAGGUAAAUAAAAAAUACUACCGUCAAUGCGCACUAGCACCGCAAUUAACCUCGACAUACAGAUACGUACGGUGGCACAAAGGCGACAUGUGUGUGUUUUUAUUUAUCUCGUGGCCACUAAGUCGUAGGAACGAGAUAGCUAAGUCGUGGCAACGAGAUAAUUAACCAAAACGACAUAGUAUCUCGUGGCCAUGACUUAGCUAUCUCGUGGCCACGACUUAGUAACUCGUGGCCACGACUUAGUAACUCGUGGCCACGACAUAGUUUCUCGUGGCCACGACUUAGCUAUCUCGUGGCCACGACUUAGUAACUCGUGACCACGACAUAGUAUCUCGUGGCCACGACUUAGCUAUCUCGUGGCCACGACUUAGUAACUCGUGGCCACGACAUAGUAUCUCGUGACCACGAGAUAAAUAAAAACACACACAUGUCACCUUUGUGCCACCGUAGAUACGUGCAUGAAACUAAAAUUUACGUAGAAAUUGCUAGGACAAUAACGAUUGAUAGUUUGAAAUAUUACUUCUGAUAUGAAAAUGACUUGUUGUGCCCCCACUAAAGAAGGAGGGGGGCAUUUAAAUUUACCCUUGUCCGUCCAUCCGUUCGUCCGUCCGUCCGCCCGUUCUGUUUUGUGUCGCUCGUAGCUCAAAAAGUAUUUGACCUAGAGUGAUGAAACUUUACAGGAAUAUCGGUCAGCAUGUGUAAUUGUGCCCAUGGGUUUCGCUUGUUGAAUUAUAAUGUUUUGUCAGAGUUAUGGCCCUUGACUUAGUAAAAAUUUGCAUUUUUUUCAAUUUGUGUCGUGCGUAGUUUAAACAGUAUGUGACCUAUAGUCAUGAAACUCAACAGGAAUGCCCUUUGGGGUUUGCUUGUGGAUUUAUUCUGUAUUUUUUGAGUUAUUGCCCUUUAACUAGGUAUAAUUUACAAUUUUCAUUUAGUGUCGCACGUAGCUCAAAAAUGUUUGACAUAGUCAUGAAACAUUAUAGGAAUGUUGAUAAGCAUGUGAAGUUGUGUACCUGUUGUUUUGCUUAUGGAUUAAUUCUGCUUUGUCAGAGUUAUUGCCCUUGACUUAAUAGACAAUUUUCAAUUUUUAACUUGUAUCUUGCGUAGCUAAAAUUAUUUGACCUAGAGUCGUGAAAAUUUAUAGGAAUGUUGGUAAGAAUGUGUAAUUGUGCAUCAGAGGUUUCGGUUGUGGCUUUUUUUCAGUACUUGCAGAGUUAUUGCCCUUAACUAAGUAAACAUUUGCACUUUUCAACUUGUGUCGUGUAUAUGUCAAAAAGUAUUUGACUUUGAGACAUGAAACUUUAUAUAAAUAUGGGUUGGCAUAUGUAGUUGUGCACCUGCGGGUUUGAUUGUAGAUAUGUUCAGUAUUUGUAGAGUUAUUGCCCUUGACUCAGUAAAAAAGACAUUCCAAAAUGUUGAGUAAUGUGUUCCUUGAGUGCUUAAGUAAGAAUCAACCAACUUUACAGAAAUGAUGAUCAACAUCACUUUGAAGCUGUGCAUCUGGGGUUUUGCAUGUUGAUUGUUUUAGUUUUCUAAUAGUUAUUGCCAUUGACUUCGUGUAAAUUAAGUAUAUAAUUUAUACUUAGUCAAACCAUGCAUAGCUCAAAAAGUAUUUGACCUGUAGUCCUGAUAUUAUACAAGAAUGUUGGUCAGCAUGUGAAGUUUGCACCUUGGCGUUUGCUUGUGGAUAUAUUCAGUAUUUGUAGAGUUUUUGCCAUUGGCUAUUGUAACAGAUUUUCAGUUUUCAACUUGUAUCAUGUGUAGCCCAAGGUCAGUAGAUUGACAAAACAGUGGAAUGUGGGGGCACCCGUGACAUAUU
Ruditapes philippinarum (Manila clam) is the source of this 4721-nucleotide messenger RNA. RefSeq names its product cell death abnormality protein 1-like. Gene Ontology annotation, molecular function: scavenger receptor activity. The record is from RefSeq and is a predicted model, not a curated record. The transcript is spliced from 8 exons. Bases 130 to 2205 code for a protein of 691 amino acids. NCBI's taxonomy places the organism in Eukaryota, Metazoa, Mollusca, Bivalvia, Venerida, Veneridae.